Molecule: messenger RNA, 2535 nt
Organism: Plasmopara halstedii
Lineage: Eukaryota; Oomycota; Peronosporomycetes; Peronosporales; Peronosporaceae
Exons: 1
Coding region: 1-2535 (844 amino acids)
Molecular function (GO): metal ion binding
Source: RefSeq, a predicted model, not a curated record
AUGGAGAUUCAGCAUCGCAAGCGAGCGGCUAUUGCCUCGUCCUUCUUCCCUGUAGAUGAAAGUUUACUCCCUCAUCUAAACAUUUCAUCGGAACAACAUGAAGAACUUCGCCAAUAUGCUCUCCAAGCAGCUCUAGAUACCGUGCGCGAUGGACCAACGUGGGGUCGCUCUAAUAUCGAGCAUGCUGUAUCUAGUGGCUGGAAGGUGCUCUCUGCUCGACCGACAGCCUGCUUUUUAAUCAAACAACGAACUAGGAAAGGGAAAAGCAAACAUGUGCAGACACAACAGUCGAGUGAACGGCUACAGAUGGAUUUUAAUAAAAACACACCGCGUGUUCCGAUCACAAGUCUUGGUACUUUUAAUGGCAGUGAAAUUGACAUUGGUCAAACAAGUGUUCAACAGCGCACAACGCGUGAGCCAUUAGGAGCUACCAGUGGACAACAUUUUAUGGCACAUGCUGUGCUACCAAACUCAUUAGAAGAUGUUAUGAACACGCUAUAUUGUGAACAUACACGAGAAAUGCGUGCAAUGAAACGAAAAAUGUAUGGUGAGGCGGCAUUAGAUUGUUGUGUCUUACAGACACUUGAAGGUGCUACACUUGAGGACCCAUUCUGGUAUUUAGGUCUUAAGUGGGUAGCGUUACGCUCACCAAUGCACGCAUUGUUGGCAAGUCGCGAAUUUGUAUAUCUGGAACACCUUGGCACCCACAUAGAUCCUAAUACAGGGCGUCGAAUGCUGUAUCGAGUGACACAAUCUGUCCACGUUCGAGGAUAUGGAGGGCGUGACUCGUACUUCGGACUAACACGAGGCCAUAUUGAAGCUGCUUUUGUGUAUUGGCUGGACGACGAUAAUGAGGUGAGAAAUCCACUCUUACACGUUUGCGUUAAAGGUCGUAUUCACAUGAAAGGAAGCAUGCCAGAUGCUCUCGUGUAUAAGUAUCUUAAGUCAUUAUGGCGUUCAGAGCGCUCUUUGUUUCCCGCUGAACGAUUAUCCAUGAGUAUAUCUAUUGUUGGCGGGGACCACGCAUCAAAGAUAUCACCUAAGAAGAAGAAAAAGUCAAGACAACGUAAAAUUCCAAAUGGACCACCACUCGAAAUGGCACAUGAAUGGGUCGCAGAUGAGCUUCGUCCAAAUUGCUCGGUGUGCAACAAGAAAUUUCGUCUUAUAAGUCGCUUUAAACACCAUUGCCGCGCUUGUGGUGAAGUCAUCUGUCGUGAUUGUACAUUCCGUCAUCGUGUCAAUGUUCGUGCUACUCAAAGUUUUCGUGGUUUACGAGCCACUGGAACUCCAUCUCGUGAUCUCGCCUCAGAGUUUAAAACAGCCAAAAAAACAUCUUUGCCCCUUAAUUUCGAAGAAACAAUGACAUGUAGCUUUGACAAACAAGUGGAGGAUGAAGAUGGUAUUCCAGGCGAGUAUGAUGCAAGUCUGAGCAUAGUAAAUGCGAGAAAGGCAGUGGACAGUCCGACGGAGACUGCAGUGCUAGGAGGCGACUCUGUCGUAUGUGUUGUGAUGGCUAAAGUCUGUCUUAGCUGUCUACACAGCGUUCCACUUGCAAACAGAUCAUUGCAACAGAGAAGACACAGCGAAAUGGCGUUUAGUAAGGCACUUUCUGGCGCAAUCACUAAUAAUUGCACAGAUUUAAGACUGAAUGAAAAUUACCGACUGCAUCGUCAAAGUUGGGCACCAAAUUAUAAAGAAGUUGAAGAGCUAGACAGUCUGGAUGAUGAACAAAGUCAAGUUGAUGGAAGAGAGCAAGACCUUCCGAUGCUCGUUGUAGAUGACGAGGACACUCAGAGUGUUGAUGGUGUUAACGGGGUUAGAAGAAGACCGGGCUCAUAUUCUAUUGACGGCAGACCUAGAAUGACUUCUUUGAAUGUUCGACGUCAAUCGUAUGGUCAGGAAUGGUCUGAACAGGAAGACGGCACUUUGGAUAGUCAUGCCAAUAAUAAACGCGUGAUGAUUCUUUCACCUCACGCCUUAUCAACGUCAUCCUCCAUCACAUCCACACAGCUCAAUCAGUUUAUGGAAAGAACUGAGAGCAGCUACGCAAGUAGCGGGCACUCUCGACGUGUUAUUUCCAGUGACACUGACAAUGAGAGUAACUAUUCCAUUCAAUUUUAUCCAACGCAAGUUAAAUGCGAAGAACCUGAAGACAGUCAAGGACGUCCGAGCAGCUGCACUGCAGACUUUGAUCCAAACAGUCUUUUCAAUAUACCGAGUGAAGAACAUGAACUCGCUGCAGUAGCUAAUGCAACCGUGACCGCGACCGAGCGCGUAAUGCGCCGUAUGCGCGAUCUACAAAAUGAUUCCGUUUAUCAAACUCGUUAUGUUCCAUCGCCAUCAAUGUCAACAACUUCUUUGUGUAGCGAUGAUGAAGACCUGUGCAACGAAAUCGAUGAGUCCAUGCAAGAUCUCCGCCAAGCUCUUGCAAAAGUAGAAAACUCACUGGCGGAUCAAGCUCGUAUCCUCUUGACAAUUGAGCAAGAAUGCAAAAAAGAGGGUCGGGCAUCUACUGCUGCUACUGUCCAAGCGUAA